This is a messenger RNA of Aquila chrysaetos chrysaetos, 937 nucleotides long. It is a transcript of the gene TSR3, whose product is annotated as TSR3 ribosome maturation factor. Lineage: Eukaryota; Metazoa; Chordata; Aves; Accipitriformes; Accipitridae. The transcript is spliced from 6 exons. Gene Ontology annotation, molecular function: rRNA small subunit aminocarboxypropyltransferase activity. The record is from RefSeq and is a predicted model, not a curated record. Gene Ontology annotation, biological process: maturation of SSU-rRNA. The coding region runs from base 16 to 897 and encodes 293 amino acids.
CCUAAGCGCGGCACCAUGGAGCGCGGCCGGCGCGCUGCCCCGCGGAGGGGCGGCCGGCGCGGGGCUCGCAGCCUCGACACCUUCGCGGCGGAGGCGGAGACCGCGCUGAGAGCUUGCCUGGAGGGCGAGGGCGCCGCCCCGGAGGCGAAGUUCCCGUGCCCUCUUGCCAUGUGGGAGCUCGGACACUGCGAUCCCAAGAAAUGCACCGGGAGGAAACUGGCCCGAAAAGGGUUGCUCCGAACCCUGCGCCUCCGCCAGAGAUUCCCGGGCCUCGUCCUCAGUCCUCUGGCUACCGAGUACAUCUCUCCAGCUGACAGGCAUGUGAUUGCUCAGAGUGGAAUGGCAGUCAUAGAUUGCUCAUGGGCCAAAUUAGAAGAAACUCCCUUUAAGAGAAUGAGAGGAGGUCAUCUACGGCUGCUGCCUUACUUGGUGGCUGCAAAUCCUGUAAACUAUGGUCGGCCAUGCAAGCUGUCCUGCGUGGAAGCUUUUGCUGCAGCUUUUUGCAUUGUCGGAUUCCCAGACCUAGCCACCAUUCUUCUAAGGAAAUUUAAAUGGGGUAAGGCAUUUAUUGACUUGAACAAAAAUCUCUUGGAAAAGUAUGCAGCCUGUCAUUGCCAGGAAGAAGUGCUGAGAGUUGAAAAGGACUUUUUAGCUAGUGUCCAAGAAACAAAAGAUGAAGAAAUAGAUCCAUUUGAUGUUGAAUCAGGAGAAGAAUUUUCUAAUCCCAACAGACCAAUCAAUUCCCCAGGACAAGCACGAAGUAAUGAAGAAUCUGAGGAAGACAGUGUGAGCACUCCAGAUGAUGCCACUGAAAGCAGUGAUGAAAGCAGUCCAGAAGAUCAUGGUACUGUAAAGUUGCUGCAACAACAGCCAAUAAAUCAACUAUUUGAAAAGUAAAAAAAAAAAAUCAAAACAAAAAAACAAACCACAACAAAAC